AUGGGUAAUUUUUGUCCAAAAUUUGAUGCACAUUCAGAGAAAAGCUCAAUUGCUAAUAUAAAAACAGAGGAAGUAGAAUAGACAAAGCUAAGAGUUACCCAACCUAUACAAUCUAGUCAUACUUUAGUUACAAGUAGUAAUGCAUUGACAGUACGAAAAUCCAAAGGGUAAAUAAGUAGAGAUGAUUUCAUACCGAUUGAUAAACUUGGAUAAGUAAUAUAGAAUUGUAUAAAAAGGGAGCAUUUGGAAUAGUUUUUAAAGUUAGAUAGAAAACUACAAACAAAAUAUAUGCAAUGAAAUAGAUUAGGAAAGAGAAGAUAUUCAAAAACAAAUUAGAAAAUAAUACAGUUUUAGAAAGAAAUGUUUUAAAGUAGAGUAAGCACCCUUUUAUUGUUCGAUUAAAAUAUGCAUUUCAAACUAAUUCUCAUAUUUUUUUUGUAAUGGAAUAUAUUGCAGGUGGAGAAUUCUAUAACAUAUUUGAGUAAGUAAGAGUAGGAUUCCCAGAAAAUGUAGUGAAAUUUGUUGCAGCAGAAGUAGUAUUAGCUCUUGAAUACUUAAAUACAAAAUUAAAUGUUAUAUAUAGAGAUUUAAAACCAGAAAACUUAUUGUUAACAACUACUGGACAUGUAAAAUUGACAGAUUUUGGAUUAGCUACCAUGAGAAGAGAAAAUGGAGAGAAAUCAUAUACUGUAAAUAUAUAUAUAUAAAAUAAUUAUAAAGGUUGCUGGAACUGCAGAAUAUCUUGCUCCAGAAAUAGUAAAUAAAUCAGGACAUUCAUAUGAAGUAGAUAUAUGGACAUUGGGAAUAUUGAUUUAUGAGAUGAUUAAUGGUUUUACACCUUUUAGAGAUUCUAAAAAUGACUUCAAAGUGAUUUCAUAAAAAAUUAUAGAAAAUUAACCUAUAUAUCCAGAAAAGAUGUCUUAAUAAAGUGUGGAUCUCAUUAAAUCGAUUUUAUAAACUAAUCCAUCAGAAAGAUUAGGAGUUAAAGUACAAUUUCCAAAUUCAUAAUUAGGGAGAUGGAUAUGCAGAAUUAAAAAGACAUUAAUUUUUUAAUGGUAUAAUAUGGGAUUAAAUAUAUAAUUUAAAAGUGACAUCACCUUUAAAAACCUUUGCUGAGAGAAAUACCAAAAAAAUGAAUUUAAUUAGUAAAUAACCUUAGAAUUUUUAAAAUACUCCAAGUAAUCCUUAAAGUCUAAAACAUAAAAUUGAUGGAAUUACUUUUGAUGGAGAAGGUGGUACUUUAUCUUCACAUUUUUGA
This is a messenger RNA of Paramecium primaurelia, 1258 nucleotides long. The record is from the annotation of a GenBank genome assembly. NCBI's taxonomy places the organism in Eukaryota, Ciliophora, Oligohymenophorea, Peniculida, Parameciidae.